AUGGGCAACUGCCUCGCUCAGAGAACACGAGAGCUCCAGCCCAAACUCAACAUUCAAGAACAAAUCUCCAAAUUCACCAAAAACAACGGCAAAACGGAAAAAGUCAAAGUCACUCCCACCGUCGUCAUCAUAGAGGACGAGGGUUCUUUUGCUUGGAUGGAAUCAGCAACUGCUUCUGCUUAUCCGACCCAGAGGCCGAGUGCGACAUUGAGCCAAAUAUCCGCGGAUUUUGAAAUGAUCGCGUUAGCAAACGACUCGCAGGAUAAUCGCCGGAACAUGAUGAUUGAAGAAGAACUCGAGCAAGCGGAGCUCGAUCUGCAGCUCAAUCAACUCAGCUGA
Messenger RNA from Oikopleura dioica, 339 nucleotides. NCBI's taxonomy places the organism in Eukaryota, Metazoa, Chordata, Appendicularia, Copelata, Oikopleuridae. The record is from the annotation of a GenBank genome assembly.